AAAAGUGUGGAGCCAGCAGAGAUAAGCAGCACCAGCACCAGCACCAGCACCAAGAGACUCCCUAGUGUCGCAGUGCUACAGGAUACAUGUCUGCAUCCCUCCCAGCGAAUGUGCGCGUCUCAAAACAUCCAGUCAUCCAUGCAAAACUGAGCCAAUUGCGCUCUCGCACGCUCGAUACGCGUCUCGCGCGCUUACUCGCCGAUGAGAUUGCCUCCCUACUCGCAUAUGAAGCAACGGCAACGUCAUUAACGACACAGAUUGCAGGACAGGGUGAAACGCCCAUUGGCGCUGCGUAUGAUGUGCUCGCCUUGACACCCGGCAGGUUGUGUCUGGUGCCUAUCCUACGAUCUGGCUUGGCGAUGACGGAUCCCUUUUUACGGGUCCUGCCGACGUUGACAGAAGUGCAUCAUCUCGGCUUAUUCAGGGAGGAACAUACACAGAAUGCGAUUGAGUAUUAUAAUAAAGUACCAAAGCAAGAUGCCGUCAAGGGCCCGAUUGAACAGGCGUUUUUGGUGGAUCCGAUUGUCGCUACGGGGAAUACGGCGUGUGCUGCGAUUCAGAUCUUGAAGGAGUGGGGGAUCAAGAAGAUUGUACUGACGUGCAUGCUUGCCUCUGAGGCUGGAUUGAGGAGGGCCGCAGCAGAGUGGCCUGAGGGAGUCGAGAUUGUGGUGGGUGCGGUGGAUGCAGGCUUGACGGAUAAGCUGUACAUUACGCCUGGCCUGGGUGACAUUGGCGAUCGUCUCUUCCAGACCAAGUAGUCAGUUGCUGUCUGCUCUAGUCUAGUCUACUCUACUCUUCUACUCUACUAAUCUACUCAGUCUACUCUAGUAGUUAGUAGUCAGUCGUCUGUCUGUUCCUGCUUCCCAUCUGAGGCUGCCGCCGACUCAACGCGACUCACAAGACGACACAAAGGCGACAC
Messenger RNA from Protomyces lactucae-debilis, 919 nucleotides. Its product is annotated as uracil phosphoribosyltransferase. NCBI's taxonomy places the organism in Eukaryota, Fungi, Ascomycota, Taphrinomycetes, Taphrinales, Protomycetaceae. The transcript is spliced from 2 exons. Bases 87 to 758 code for a protein of 223 amino acids. The record is from RefSeq and is a predicted model, not a curated record.